This is a messenger RNA of Colletotrichum karsti, 1308 nucleotides long. RefSeq lists its product as uncharacterized. NCBI's taxonomy places the organism in Eukaryota, Fungi, Ascomycota, Sordariomycetes, Glomerellales, Glomerellaceae. The record is from RefSeq and is a predicted model, not a curated record. The coding region runs from base 1 to 1308 and encodes 435 amino acids. The transcript has a single exon.
AUGCGCAAAGCUCUCGCGCCCGUUCUUGCCUUCGCGGCCUCCGCUAGCGCCCUCGUCGUUCCCCGCGAUGGCGUCGCUGGUGCCAACGUCGUCCCCGGCGCUGGUGUCACUACUACCCUCUCUGCCAUGCCGGUCUCCACUGCCAUCUCUCGCGCCUUCACCUUCACUGCCUCCAACGGCUCUGAUGUGACCUUCAACAUUGGCGCCGGCUUCGGCAUCGUCGGCGAGGACCUCAACAACGCGCCUCCCAAGGUCGCCAAGCACGUCAAGAUCGAGGGCGUCAAUGGUUACGCCGAGCUUUGCAAGGUCGUCGCCACCCAGCAGGAGGGCUCCGGCAAGCCUCUUCGCGAUGAUUGCCAGGCUCUUCACGACUACAUCAAGAACCGCAACGUCGUCGUCUACUUCGAGGAUGGCGACGCCGACACCGCUCGUUGGGCUGAGAUCUUCUGGGUUGGAACCUGUGCUUUCCGCGCCAAGACCUUCGACCGCGACCUCGUCUUCAGCAACGCCGACGUCGCCAACUUCCUCGACAGAACCCUCAGCCGCAAGGCCUGGACCGUCAAUGGUCGCAUCUCUGCCUCUGGUGAAGCCGACUGCGCCGUCGUCGAAGGCAGCGUCGGCAAGGCCCCCAUGUACUGGCGCCUCCAAGAGCGCGCUGCCUCUGCCGCCCUCGCUGUCCGUGCCGAUGAGCCCGUCGCUCCUUCCACCGUCGAGGCUCGCGACGCUGAACCCGUUGCUCCUCUUGUCGUCGAUUCCCUCGAGAUGAUCCCCAAGAACACCUCCGCCUACGUUCUCCACAGCCAUGCUCAAGUUGCCUCUGUCGACAACUCUACCGACUUGAGUGCCAUCAUCAACGAUACUGUCUCCAAGCACUUCCUCAUCCACACCGACUGGAACAUCAAGGGCCCCAACUGCAAGCCCACCUGGCUGUCUUCCACCUGGGACGACACCCCCAUUCCCCGCCGAUCCGACUGCGAGCAGCUUCUCAACUUCGUCGCCAAGAGCAACGCCCUCAUCGAGUUUAAGGAACGCGAUCUCAACUACUGGGCCAAGUUCGCCGCCCACGGCACUUGCGGCAUCAUGUUCCAGACUACCAAGCCCAAGAUGAUCGUCAACAACUACGACAUGACCAGAUUUGUCGACAAUGCUGUCCGUUGGGAGAACUGCCAGACCGCUAACGGCGGUACCAAGGCCCGGAUGGGCGUCAAGUGCUGGAUCGAUGGCGACGACAGUGGUGAGCAGUUCGAUGGCGAAUUCCGCCUCUUCUGGCGCAACCCCAACCUCCCCAUCGGAGAGUUGGAUAUCUGA